AUGAUUUUAAAGAUAGAGUUUUGGAUACCCCUAAACCAUUGUCUAAAACAGAUCAAGAAAAUAGAUAUUCUCUCUCAAUUAGACGAACAGUAGUAAAAGGAUUAAAUAGACGAUUAAUAAACGGAGGUGUGUUCGGAAAAAAAUCUAAAUAAAGAUAAUCUUUCAAAUGAUUAAUACAUUGUGGUGAGUAAGUUUAAAGAUCAUGAUGAAGAGGAAGAAGAAGAAGAUCAAAUAUCUAUAAAUCUUGAUGAUUUAUUUGAAUUCUAAAGUAAUUAUAAAGAAUAGAAGACUCAUGAUAGAUAAGAUAUUUCAAUAUAUGAUUCACUAAGGAAAAAAAUAGAUUUUAAAACAGCAUUCAAGAUUGUUGAUAUAGUAAAAUUAUAUGAAAAUAUAUGA
This is a messenger RNA of Paramecium tetraurelia, 396 nucleotides long. RefSeq lists its product as uncharacterized. The transcript has 2 exons. NCBI's taxonomy places the organism in Eukaryota, Ciliophora, Oligohymenophorea, Peniculida, Parameciidae. The record is from RefSeq and is a predicted model, not a curated record.